CUGCUUAGCAACAAGCAUUAGGCGAGCCACCGCUAGCUUCUCAGCACCAGCGUAGCAAACUGGAGCCGUAGCUCACCAAAGAUAGGAAUGCUUUUCCACGCAGUUCGUCCAAUAACAACCCCUCAGCUUUAGAGGUUAAAUAAUAUUUUAUCCGCAUUUGUAACCGGUGACGUCACUUCUUCUGUUCUCUAUCAGACAGAAAUCAUUAACGCCCCGGAGGUUUGUCUCGGAAAAAAGUGGCUAACCUAAGCAAGGUAACCUUAGCGCCGUAGUCUGGCGUCUCCACUGGCUGCAGAGAGGAACAGGUCGAGGACGUAGAUAUGUCAUUGCGGAUUAGCUGGCCGGUUAGCUGACCUAAUGUUGGUGGAGAAGUUCUAACCAAAUUCCACAGUUGGUGUAUGUUUGCGUCGCAUCAUCGGAACCGCUGAGGGCAACUCAAGAAAACCAGCCACCAUGUUGGAAGAGGACAUGGAAGUGGCCAUCAAAGUGGUGGUGGUCGGUAACGGAGCUGUUGGCAAGUCCAGUAUGAUCCAGCGUUACUGCAAGGGCAUUUUCACCAAAGACUACAAAAAGACGAUCGGGGUGGACUUUCUAGAAAGACAGAUUAUUGUAAAUGGCGAGGAGGUCCGACUAAUGCUCUGGGACACCGCCGGACAGGAAGAGUUUGACGCCAUUACCAAGGCUUACUACAGAGGCGCCCAGGCCUGCGUUCUGGUCUUCUCCACAACUGACCGGGAGUCCUACCAGGCCAUCGACAGCUGGCGGGAGAAGGUGGAGGCAGAGGUUGGCAAUAUCCCCACCGUCCUGGUGCAAAACAAAAUCGAUCUCCUGGAAGAAACCGUGAUAAAGAACGAGGAGGCAGAAGCUUUGGCCAAAAGACUUAAACUGAGAUUUUAUCGCGCGUCUGUGAAAGAGGAUCUAAAUGUCAACGAGGUCUUUAAGUACUUGGCAGAGAAGUACCUCCAGAGGCUCAAACAGCAAACCGCAGAGGAAACGGAGGUGGUCCACUCUACAAGCAAUAAAAUUGGUGUCUUCAAUACCAUUAGUAGCAAUGCAAGCAACCAGAGCUCCAGCAAUGGCAGAGAGGUGAUCACUUUACGGCCCAACAAACAGAGGACAAAGAAGAGUAAAAACCCCUUUGGAGGCUGCAGUCUGCUCUAGAGAACGUUUUCCAACGACUCAGCGUUCGGUUUGAGCCACUCACAUUCACGGUUAAGAUAACGUCCGUCAUUGUUGUAUUACCCGGAGUUAGGUCCACAAGGACUGGGAAUGUCAAUAUAACGUCGUCGCCCGUUACUAAUGAUAUUAUCUGCACACUAAACUAGGCAACGUUUUUACAGUUGCGAUUGCCUUAAAUGCCAGCAACAGGCUGCAGUUUCCUUUUUGUGGGGCCCGUAUAAAUUAUAUAUUAGAGUGUUGCUGGAUUGUUUCCCCCCUCAGAUCCUUCUUGGUAUAGAAAUUUAUCCAGAUGUGUUAUGGCGAAAGUUGCACUCGGACUCUGGAAACAUUUCCACCAAUGUGAUGUUUUUGUUUUUUGUUUUUUUUUGUUUUUUUUUACACAGCUACUCAUUGCUGUGUUCAACAUGUACGGCGCGCAAUACGUUUGCAUGUGUUUUAAAAGAUACGCAGAUUAUUUUGUACCAUAUUUUUCUAACAAAUAACAGAAUAUGGUCCAAACUAUCGCUGUUUAUCCCAAAACCGAUCCAGAGGAAAAUUGUAUUUUUGUAUUAAGCACAAUAGUGUUGAGAGAAUAUUAUGUGCCAAAUUUACUCUUUCUGAGUGGUGGUUCAGGAAGAAAAAAAAAAAUCAUAUUUCAAUUAAACCUCAAAUUUAUAGAACGUGGUCCUCUGAGUUCUGAGUGAAUCAACAAUUACUCAAAAAUAUUCCUUUUAAUGUACACUUUUUAAUGAGAGGUAUAACCUGUAUUUAGAUAUGUUAAUGAUGCUCAGCGCUUUGAGCUUUAUUACCUAAACUACAAUUAGCGAUGCUCUAUUUUCAAGGCACCUGUGGUACACUUUAUACUUUCUUUUUAUCACUGAACUUCAUUUCUGCUGUCUGUCAUUUAGCCGUGAAUGCUAAGUAUUCAGAGUGAAACUAACGGUUUGGGGGGGUAAUUUUAAUCUUAACAUUUUAGAUAUUCUGGCGUAAGCCUGCAAAGAUUAAAAGCCCACUGCUUAGCAACAUCUGUGCCUGUGGCAGUAAGUCUAUAACAGAAUGUAAAACCGUGGCUCUCAGGCAGUGUCGCAAGCUGGCCAUUAGGACAGGAUAUUAAAGUGUUUAUGUACUUGUCUUUGCCUGAAUGUAAAAAAAAAAAAAAAAAAAAAA
This is a messenger RNA of Fundulus heteroclitus (mummichog), 2325 nucleotides long. It is a transcript of the gene rab23, whose product is annotated as RAB23, member RAS oncogene family. Gene Ontology annotation, molecular function: GTP binding; GTPase activity. Bases 454 to 1161 code for a protein of 235 amino acids. The transcript is spliced from 7 exons. NCBI's taxonomy places the organism in Eukaryota, Metazoa, Chordata, Actinopteri, Cyprinodontiformes, Fundulidae. The record is from RefSeq and is a predicted model, not a curated record.